This is a messenger RNA of Drosophila persimilis, 438 nucleotides long. RefSeq lists its product as uncharacterized. NCBI's taxonomy places the organism in Eukaryota, Metazoa, Arthropoda, Insecta, Diptera, Drosophilidae. The record is from RefSeq and is a predicted model, not a curated record. The transcript is spliced from 3 exons. The coding region runs from base 1 to 399 and encodes 132 amino acids.
AUGACGCCCUUCAUGGACGGGGGCGGUGGUAGUGGCGGUCGAGCCCGCGGGGGUACUGGUGAUCCCGGCGGCAAGAGGCGGGAGAGUAUCCUGACCAAUUUUUUCUUCGGAAGCAAAUCCGAAGCCGAUUCGAAUGUCAAUUCACCAGCGGGGGCACAUCGUGGCAACCGGCACGUGAUCGAAGACCUCACCCUAGACGAUGGCAAUGCUGUUCCCAUCUACAACGAUAUGAUCCAGGGGCGCGAUCGUGGGCUGAACGAGAAACUGGAUGCUCAAAACGUUUUGAAUGCCAGCUUGGAGUGGAGGAGAAUGCGUUGGUGUUCCGGUUAUCCGCAGGCCAGCCUCUGGCGCGGACGUGUUCAACAGCUCGGCGAGCGACUGAUUUGCUGCCGCAAAUGACCAGACUAUUGUGUAGUUUUUUUUGGGACUUAUUCGUUG